GAGAGGAACCAUGCUGCUGAUUUUUCAUGCUGAAAUCCUAGUUCUGGCUUCCUUCCAGAUUGUAUCCACUGCUCACAUCACAGCCCCAGAUCCCUGCACAGCCUACAUCAGUCUGAACGAGCCCUGGCGGAACACUGACUAUCAUGUAAACAACUCAGCUGGCGUGCCUUUAUGUGACCGCCAUGUUUCCGGGGAGUGGUACCGCUUUACUGGUAUGGCUGGUGAUGCCAUGCCUACUUUCUGCAUUGAAGAGAACCUCUGUGGAACCCAUGCACCCAUUUGGCUCAACGGCAGCCAUCCGUUACCCGCUGAUGGAAUCGUAACAUUACCAACAUGUGCCAGUUUCAAUAAUGACUGCUGCCACUGGCAUGGAACAGUAGACAUCAAAGCUUGCUCCAAGGGUUACUAUGUCUAUCGCCUGCCACGACCCACUGUCUGCUUCCACGUGUACUGCGGCCAUUUUUACGACAUUUGUGAUGAAGUGGAGUGCACUGGUGCUGACUGUACACAGGUGCCAGAGUGCCGUUGUCCUGCUGGGACAGUACUGGGCCCAGACUCUCAGACUUGCCUGGACGUGAAUGAGUGUGAGACAAACAAUGGAGGCUGUGCUGAAGUUUGUGUUAACACAAAGGGCUCCCAUCGCUGUGAAUGCGGUCCAGGACGAGUGCUGGAUGCUGACGGCCGUCACUGCAAUGAUAUUGCAGGCUGCCACAAUGGAAAUGGAGGCUGUAGCCAUGGAUGCUUAUCAAAUGAGGAUUUAUACUACUGUCACUGUCCUAGAGGCCUAAUGCUCGGGGAGGAUAAGCGCACCUGCCAGGUUCCAGUGCAGUGCAAUCCCAGCUCUAUUGAGGUGUCCGUUCCUAAAGAUAUUGUUGGUGGGCUGGAGUUGUUCCUAUCCAACUCUUCUUGUCGUGGAGUCUCAAAUGGAACCCACAUCAACCUGCACUUCAGCCUGAAGACCUGUGGCACUGUGGUCAAGGUAAUCAAUGACAAAAUUGUUGGAACAAAUUUAGUCACAGGAUUGCCAAAGUCAAGUCCAGGCAGCAGUGGAGAUCUAAUUGUGAGGACCAGCAAGCUGCUGCUGCCAAUUACCUGUGAGUUCCCAGGACACUAUGAUGUAUCAGAUGGUUAUCAUCCCAGUGUGAGCAGCUCAGCACUGGAGCUGUUGGGACACAGUGAGGGAAUCUUUCCCUUCACACUGGAGCUGUUUAAGAGUGCUAAAUUCUCCGAACCAUACAACACCCCUCCACAGCUGCGCCUACAGGAUGCUCUGUAUUUCGGUGUGGAGCCACGCGAGCGUGUUAAUGGCCUUGCUGCACUGGUAGAGAGUUGCUUUGCAACACCAGGACCCAAAGCAGACCAAGUACUCAAAUACUACCUAAUUAAAGAUGGCUGCAUUUCAGAUGAGACGGUGCGUCAGCUCUCAGCUAAAGAUCAACUUUCCCAACACUACCAGGUUCCUGUCUUCAAAUUCAUUGGCAGUGAUAACCGGGAGGUGUUCUUGCACUGCCGGGUUCUGGUUUGUGGCCAGGGAGAAUCACGCUGCUCACAAGGCUGUCGCAGACGUCUGAGGCGAGACAUCUGGACUGAGCAGUACCAAGAAAAACACACACUGACUGGAGGACCCAUCAUCAUACUGCCUGACCCAUGACCAUACACUUAAAUCUCUAAGACCCAUAAACUUUAUAUAAACUUAUAAAAUUUUAGAGAACAUGAAUCCCAUGAUAGAUUUAGGAGUUGUAAUGCAACUAUCCUUUUUAUGUGACCAUACUUUGUUAAAAAAUAUUGUUAGCUUCCUAAAAACUGCUUGGUAAGAAAUUACAUAUAGCUUCUUUUUUUUCUUUGUCCGUGUAAUUACCAACAAUGUUAAGUUAUAAGGUGCAUAUUUUGAAGCAUUACCUUUUUUUGCAUGGCAAGUUCAUGGCCAUAUGUUUGGUAAAUUGUGAAAGGGUUUUUUAAACAAAGAAGAAUGUUUAUUACAGUCCUAAAAGGAAAUGUAAAUGUCACAGUUGCAUCUAAUUUAAAGAGAUAAUACUUUAUGUACUGUAUAUAAAAGCCAGUGACAAUCCCACAUUAUGUAUCUAGCAAGGUCGUGUGUAUUUUAAACUUUACUAGUCCUAAAACAGAAUUGUAAGCAUUAACAUGUAUUGAUAUUCAUAUCUAUAUCAAUAUUUGUAUACCGUUCUCAGUAGCUAUAUGAACAUGUAAACAAAUAUGAAAUCUCUGCAAUAUACUAGUUACCACAGCAUAAAAUUGUGCUUAAAAUAAAUAACA
This is a messenger RNA of Trichomycterus rosablanca, 2274 nucleotides long. It is a transcript of the gene oit3, whose product is annotated as oncoprotein induced transcript 3. Lineage: Eukaryota; Metazoa; Chordata; Actinopteri; Siluriformes; Trichomycteridae. Gene Ontology annotation, molecular function: calcium ion binding. Bases 11 to 1651 code for a protein of 546 amino acids. The transcript is spliced from 9 exons. The record is from RefSeq and is a predicted model, not a curated record.